This is a messenger RNA of Tuber aestivum (summer truffle), 5171 nucleotides long. NCBI's taxonomy places the organism in Eukaryota, Fungi, Ascomycota, Pezizomycetes, Pezizales, Tuberaceae. The record is from the annotation of a GenBank genome assembly.
AUGGAGUUUAGGGAUUCCAAUCAGCCGCAAGCUCAGUUGGUCGGGGAAAAUGAGCCGAUCGAGGUUGUCCUUGAGGUCGGUGGCAAGUGUUGUUAUAUUGGUUUCGUGAUUGCUAACGAACUGAAUGAAUGUGUUAUAGAACCUUGGUUUUUUGGGCCUGAACGGGGAGACUAAGGUCAAAUUAUUUACACAAGGCUACGACACCGACUCUGUGCCUAUCUCCAGUGCGUCUUUAUUUGCUAUUGCCAACAAGCGCGGUUUAUUUGCAGCUGCUACGUUUUCCAGUAGGCGCCUCUCUCGUGCUGAUUGAACAGGCCGCUGACUCUUCCCAGACCUUGUCGUUGGAAGCACCUCGUCCCUUCGCGAAGCUUUCGCCAACACCACCGAAAAGAUUUCGCUAUAUAACUCUCGAAUUUCCCUUUCUUUACCGACAAACAUUUCCCAUGUGGCAUUUACAGCGGAUGAAUCUCACCUUGUGCUAGGCUCAUGCUCCGGAGGCCUUGCGAUAUAUCUCGUUAACGACCUUUCUUCUGCCGGUAGCGAUGUGAAACCUGUGUUCGAGUUGGGCACGGAUGGUGUUUCAUUGCGAGAAUUAAAGCCCAAUCCUACAGUGCCGGAGUUAGUGGCUAUUGUUACCUUGGUUGGAGAGGUCCGGAUAAUCAAUAUAGACGCAAGGGGCUUUCUGAAGAGCUCAAGCGGAGAUGUGGCACUAAAGAAAGAAGCUUCAACGGUGUCAUGGAGUCUGAAGGGAGAACAAAUUGUUUGUGGGAUGGGAGACGGAACCGGAUGGCAGAUGACCCCCGGCGGUGAGGUGACGGCUGUUUUGCCGCCGGUCCCAGGCCUGACGAAUCACUUUAUCUCGUCAAUUGUUUGGGUUGAGACUGAUGCGUUUAUCACUACGCAUACCCCGGUCCCGUCCGGUGAUGCAAAUAAUGAAUCCAUUUUUUAUCUGUUGACGCGAGAUGGUACAUCAUAUCGAUACAUGAGGCUUCCUGACCCUGUUCCGCCGUUUGGGAUGGAAUCCCGAACCCCACCCUACUUUUUCCACACCACGAUUCGGCAGUAUGCCCCAGGCAUAAAAGAUGCCAUCGUGUUUACCAGUACCUGCGCGUCGGACGUUGGCCUUGUUUGCCGGUUCUCUACAGCAUUGACCGGCGAUCCUGCAGUUCCGGCUGAUAGCUGGAUCACCGCUAGCAUCGGCGAUGAUCCCCGGAGAGCCCAAAUGCCUUUAUCCGAUGAAAGCUUGUGCGAUACGUCGCCAAUUGGAAUGGCUCUGGAUUUGAGCAAUAAAGCGAAUGUGAAACGCCCCGUAGGCGGAGAGGAAAUUGAGGAAUCGCCAGGACCAUUACCAAUUCUUAUGGUGCUUAAUCACGAAGGAUUGCUGAGUGCUUGGAAUGUUAUCUACAACGAUGCUGUUGAACAGGGCGAAAGAUAUGGUGGGAUGAUGGUUUACGUAGCGCAGGAAGGAUCCUCGCAGUCGGCGCCGCAAACGCCGCAGCAGCCAACGUCUCAGAGGCAGUCGGUUCAGGGUGUAACCCCCAGCCCCGCAUUUGGGGGGAGCUCUUUCGGACAGCCACCAGUUUCUAAUGGCAAUGGCACAUUUGGCCAAUCCCCAAGCCUAGGGUGCUCAAAUCCAUUUGGAAAGCCCACGGCCAGUGCUUUUGGGCAGUCUGCGGCGUCACCGGCAUUUGGUCAACCCUCUGGCAUCGGUGCGAGUGGGGCGGGCGCGUUUGGAAAACCUGCUCUUGGAGGUUCUAUGUGGGGUUCCACUUCAGGACCUUCUCCUAGCACAGCCGUCCCAACUCCAGGAACCGCUUUUGGUCAACCCUCGGCCCUUGGGACAAGGCCUGUAUUUGGCCAACCCGCCCCUGGCAUACAAUCUGUGUUUGGCCAACCUGCGCAACUGGGAUCACCUACUACUGCUCCUGCAUUCGGGUCGCCUACUCUUAUAGGGGCGAAUAAACCCGGAGCUACUGGAUUCGGCGCUGUUUCCUCCCUUGGAAACCCUCCUGCUGGCGGGAGCCCGUUUGGGGCUGGGUCUGCUUUUGGAAGUGGGAAUGCGUUUGGUGCCUACGCGAAUAAGGGGGGAUUCUCAGCGGCAGCUGCGGUAGGUAGCGGAGAUAGUAAACCUAUAUGGGGCACAGGUGGGAGUCUAGGUUCUGAUAGCACGUCCACAGCCUUUGGAGGUGGUAAUAAUGCGCCCAGUGCAUUUGGCUCUGGGGGCACCGAUUCCUUCAAAAUAUCCAGUGCGUUCGAGUCAGGGUCUGUAUCUACCUCUGGGAAUAAGCCUUCCUCUUCCAGUGGUAGUUUUGGCAGCUUUGGAAUGGGGCUAGGGGAUGCGCUUACUUCUACGCCCUCCGUCGUUUCUCGCCCCGUCCCACCCGCAUCGCCGCCCGUUCCGGGGAGGGUAUCCGAUCAGAAUAUCAGAGAUGCAACUAUGGAAGAUAGCGAUGAGCAACCUGAUGAACCGAGUGAUGAUGAUGACAUAAUUUCUCCCGGGGCAGCAAAAGCCCGACAAGCUGUGCUCACUUCAACACUUGCGAAGCCAGACCUUCCCAGGGGUAUCUUCGCGAGCACGAAAGCGGCGAGCUCCGGUACGUUUGUGGGCAGCUCGUUUUCGUCAGUUAAUCAAGGCUCAUCACCCUUCAGCUCUGUGCCCGGCCCUGCCUCAGGAUCGCCUUUUGGUCGUUGGGGGGCGCAACCCAAGACACCCCUUGAUGUUCCAAGUACUCCACCACCAAAGCCCCCCUUUGGUACUACUCCAAAGCUCUCGAGCCCGUUUGGUGCCCCGAGUAGACCUUUGACCUUUGCUCAGUCACCUGAAAAAAUACUCGAAUCCUCUCAACCAGUAGCGACAACGCCAGCAACUAGCUCACCUUCUCUGCCGCCGCUUCCACCUCUCCCAUCAUUUACUUCUACGGAGAAGGGCCUCGAGACACUUCCAGCAUUGCCAGCAGACGAGUACUCUGAACCUGCAUUAUCGAAUGAAGCAUCAUCGGUACCGUUACCCCCAGAUCCUGAAUCCCCGAAAGAAUCAAGUGGUGCUGGGGCUAGUGAAUUCCCUAGCCCGCCUUCCCCAGAGCCCAAGAGUCUGGGAGCGGAUGAUGAACGGGUCACUUCGCUGGACGGAAGUGAUGGUGGCGGUGAUGGGCACCAAAAGAGUAAGGGAGAAGAUGAUGAAGAGGGUGAAGGAGACAAUGAGGAAGAUGGGGAGGAAGAUGGGGAGGAAGAUGGGGAUGACGAAGAUGAGGAUAGCAGCGAAGAGGACGACAGCCCACUAUCCGAGGGGCUCGUAUACGAACCUAAGCCAAAACUGCCCUCCGUAGCAAGUGGUUCCAGUACAUCCAAUAUCUUUGGGCCCGAUACAAGCUUUAAAGAAUCGUUUAGUGGAGGUGUUGAAGAAAACGCGCCGUUCAGUCUUUUGGCUAAAAACCCCCCCCCGGUUAGCGGCAGUGAUAGUGAUCGAUCAAGUUCGCCACCUACAGCCCCAAAUCCGAAAAACCGCUCUCCGAGUGCGACUGUUGGCUCCCUGGCGGCUAAAACCAGGGAAAAGAGGAACAGUCCAUUAGGUCGAGGGGGCAUGCUCAAUAGGCCGCCUAGGAAACCUGACGCUUCUAAAAUACUUGAUGCUCCUCUCCCUCCGCCUGAGGUUCUCGCAUCUAGCAGCAAGCCUCAAGGGACUUCUCCUCUUCAACCUUCAGCGUCCCCCUGCAUAGACAAACCAACUGAGAGUGGCCCGCUAGCUGCUCCAGCAUUGCAGGCGAAGCAGGCCAGUCAAGAAAGAGAAGAGGCUCAAGAAGGAGAGGGGGAUGUCCAGGAAGAAGAGGAUGCCCAAGAAGAGGUCCCGGAAGAAGAGGAGGCCCCGGCAGAAGAGGAGGUUCAAGAGGAGGAGGAACCGGAAAGUGAUCUGGAUUUUGAUAACGAGUACGACGAUUAUGAUCCGGACCGGGUGCGGAAUAAGUUGUUGAAUUGUGACGUGAAACCUGUCCAAGAAUUGCCGAAAUUCAGGCGCAAUGGGGAGGUUGAAGUCGCAAGCGUAAGCUACCUGCUCUAUCCACCCAGGUUACUAUAUUAAGUUGACAUUUCGAGCUUUAGGAUUUCAUUGGGGUAUUCGAUUCCAUUUAUCUUAGCGGUAAUAUGAUGAUUAAUAGGCUUGGCCUAACUGUCCAAGGGCUCAAAGCCUACCAUCUCGGCCAAGAAAGCCCACUCCCUGAUGUUGACCAUAAGGCAGCAAAGGAUAUGAAGCAUUCACAAGACUGGAGGCUUUGUGAAAUGGGCCAAAUCAGGGAGAUACUUGAACAAUUGCUUGCCAGUGCAAGGGACGAAAACCAGGGAAACGAUGAAUUGGAAGCCAAAUAUCAAGCAGCAAGCAAAGAGUUCAUUAAGCGUUGGUUUUCCACUACCCCCACUUUAUUUUUGCGGCUUGGGAUGCAACUGACGAAAUUGGAUAGUUGAUAUUAAAGAUGCAGAGAUUAAACGACUCCUCGCUGUUCACAACGAUUCUCAGGCUGCUGCAAUUGCUCGCGCCAGACCACUUGCGCCGGAACAAGUUUUACAACAACGGAAACUCAGGAAGGAGUACGCAAAAGUGGAAAGACUCCUUAAGGAAGCCGAAAAGGAAGUAACACAGCUCAAGGCCAAAAUUGCAUUCCGAGACAGGGACAGGCCUGGGGCCGUGGUUCCGCCAACCGUGGAAGCGGUCAAGAAUACAAUCAUGAAAUUGACAGGGAUGGUUGAGAGAAAAAAUGGAGAUAUUGAUUACCUUGAAGAGCGUUUGAGACGGAUCAGAAUCAAAUCUCGAAGCGUUUCCGUCACGCCGUCUAGGCCCAGAAGCCUAACUCCGAAUCUUACUCCCCGAGGAGGGACACCCCAAAGAUUUGAGACUCCAGAGAAAUUGAGGUCAUACGAUCAUAAUAUCUCAAGUGCUAGGUACUCGGCGAGUCCGUUGUUUGCCUCGGCAGAUCUCUUGGAUGUUGAGGAGGCUAGGGAGGAGAUUAGAGCAAGGAAGGAGAUGGGGAGGAAAUUGAAGGACGCUCUGGAGAGAUGCAGGCCUAAAUUGACGACGGCGUCAAUAUAAAACGAUAGAAAUCAAUCUUUCUGGUGGAAGGGAUAGUAACUUGGCACCCUGUACUUUUAAUUUAGUGAAAUCAAAGUUCUGGUUUCCAAGUUUG